Messenger RNA from Ceratotherium simum simum (southern white rhinoceros), 3639 nucleotides. It is a transcript of the gene TBC1D8B, whose product is annotated as TBC1 domain family member 8B. The record is from RefSeq and is a predicted model, not a curated record. Gene Ontology annotation, molecular function: calcium ion binding. Lineage: Eukaryota; Metazoa; Chordata; Mammalia; Perissodactyla; Rhinocerotidae.
AGAGAAGGGAGGGUUGGGGGAAGUGUGGAAAACCUGAACCUGAGCGGUUGCCGCCAGAGGAAGAUUUGGUGGGAGGAGAAGUAGAGGGGAAGAGACGGGUGGAGGGUGAGGUGAGGAGGGCAUCUGGGUCGCUGGUCCCGGGCGGCACAAAGUUCUUCGCGAUGUGGCUGAAGCCUGAGGAAGUGCUCCUGAAAAAUGCGCUGAAGCUGUGGCUGAUGGAAAGGUCUAACGACUACUUCGUGCUGCAACGGCGUCGGGGCUACGGGGAGGAAGGCGGAGGGGGGCUCACAGGGCUUCUGGUUGGGACUCUUGAUUCAGUCUUAGACUCUACUGCUAAAGUAGCUCCAUUUCGCAUCCUACACCAGACACCAGAUUCUCAAGUUUACCUGUCAAUUGCAUGUGGAGCCAACAGAGAAGAAAUAACCAAACAUUGGGAUUGGUUGGAACAAAAUAUCAUGAAGACCUUAUCUGUGUUUGAUUCAAAUGAAGAUAUUACUAAUUUUGUACAAGGAAAAAUAAGAGGAUUAAUUGCUGAAGAGGGAAAACAUUCUUUUGCAAAAGAAGAUGAUCCUGAGAAAUUUCGAGAAGCCCUUUUGAAAUUUGAAAAAUGUUUUGGUUUACCAGAGCAGGAGAAGUUAGUGACCUAUUACUCAUGUAGUUAUUGGAAAGGACGAGUUCCUUGUCAGGGUUGGCUGUAUCUUAGCACCAAUUUUCUGAGCUUCUAUUCUUUUUUGUUGGGAUCGGAAAUAAAACUCAUUAUCUCCUGGGAUGCGGUCUCAAAACUUGAAAAGACUUCAAAUGUCAUACUGACAGAGAGUAUUCAUGUGUGUUCCCAAGGGGAGAAUCACUACUUUUCAAUGUUUUUGCAUAUUAACCAAACAUACCUUCUUAUGGAACAGCUGGCAAACUAUGCCAUAAAGAGACUUUUUGAUAAGGAAACAUUUGAUAAUGACCCAAUCCUUGAUGAUCCUCUACAAAUCACCAAAAGAGGUCUGGAAAAUCGAGCCCACAGUGAGCAGUUUAAUGCUUUUUUUAGGCUGCCCAAAGAAGAGACUUUGAAAGAAGUACAUGAAUGUUUCUUAUGGGUACCAUUCAGUCACUUCAAUUCUCAUGGAAAAAUGUGUAUCUCAGAAAACUAUGUCUGUUUUGCUAGCCAGGAUGGCAAUCUAUGUAGUGUAAUUAUUCCAUUACGAGAGGUCUUAGCUAUAGAUAAGACAAAUGAUUCCAGCAAAUCUGUCAUCAUUAGCAUCAAAGGAAAGACAGCUUUUCGCUUCAGUGAAGUUAAAGACUUUGAGCAACUGGUGGCAAAACUCAGGCUCAAGUGCGGGGCAGCUCCAACUCAAUAUCAUGAUAUUAGCACAGAGGUUUCAAUUCAUUCUGAUUCUAUAGACCCAUCUGAUAAUGCUGAGGUACGAUCUUUGACAUGUCAGAGAGAAUGCAGUAAAACUGUGAACACCGAAGCCUUAAUGACGGUAUUUCACCCUCGGAACUUGGAGACUCUUAAUUCCAAAAUGUUGAAAGAGAAAAUGAAGGAACAGUCAUGGAACAUCCUAUUUGCAGAAUGUGGGCGUGGUGUUAGCAUGUUUCGGACCAAAAAGACUCGAGAUCUAGUUGUAAGAGGGAUUCCAGAGACCUUAAGAGGAGAGCUCUGGAUGCUUUUUUCAGGUGCUAUUAAUGACAUGGCUGCUAAUCCUGGCUAUUAUGCUGAAGUGGUUGAGCAGUCCUUAGGGACCUGCAACUUGGCUACUGAAGAAAUUGAACGUGAUUUGCGUCGCUCCCUGCCUGAGCACCCAGCCUUUCAGAGUGACACUGGCAUAUCUGCUCUGAGGCGGGUACUCACUGCUUAUGCAUACAGGAAUCCCAAAAUUGGAUACUGUCAGGCAAUGAACAUUUUGACUUCAGUGUUGCUUCUGUAUGCAAAAGAGGAAGAAGCUUUUUGGCUUCUGGUUGCUGUAUGUGAACGAAUGCUGCCUGAUUAUUUUAAUCGUCGAAUCAUUGGUGCCUUGGUGGAUCAGGCAGUCUUUGAAGAACUUAUCAGGGAUCACCUUCCCCAGCUGACAGAACACAUGACUGAUAUGACAUUCUUCUCCUCAGUUUCUCUCUCAUGGUUCCUCACACUUUUUAUUAGUGUGCUACCUAUUGAAAGUGCAGUGAAUGUGGUGGACUGUUUCUUCUAUGAUGGAAUAAAGGCCAUUUUACAACUGGGAUUGGCAAUACUUGACUAUAAUUUAGACAAACUGCUGGUAUGUAAAGAUGAUGCUGAAGCCGUGACAGCUUUAAACAGGUUUUUUGACAAUGUCACUAAUAAGGAUAGCCCAUUGCCUUCAAGUGUUCAGCAGGGUUCAAAUGUGAGUGAUGAAAAAAGCAGUCAUGUUAGAGUGGAUAUUACAGAUUUGAUUAGAGAGUCAAAUGAGAAAUAUGGUAAUAUUCGCUAUGAAGAUAUACACAGCAUGCGCUGUCGAAAUAGGUUGUAUGUGAUACAGACCCUAGAAGAAACGACAAAGCAGAAUGUGUUGCGUGUUGUAUCGCAAGAUGUCAAAUUGAGCCUUCAUGAAUUGGAUGAACUUUAUGUCAUCUUUAAGAAAGAGCUUUUUUUUUCUUAUUAUUGGUGUUUGAGUUGCCCAGUAUUGAAGCACCAUGACCCCAGUCUGCCAUAUUUGGAACAGUAUCAGAUUGACUGCCAGCAGUUCAGAGUGUUGUAUCACUUGUUGAGUCCAUGGGCUCAUUCUGCAAACAGAGACUCACUAGCUUUAUGGACAUUCAGAUUGUUGGAUGAAAACUCUGACUGCCUUGUAAACUUCAAAGAAUUCUCCUCUGCAAUUGACGUAAUGUACAACGGAAGUUUUACUGAGAAGCUUAAGCUGCUUUUUAAGCUACAUAUUCCUCCAGCUUAUACUGAAGUGAAAUCUAAGGACCCUUCAAAGGCAGAUGAACUUUCCGAGGAAGAAUUACUUUAUUUCAGUCAACUCCAUGUUUCCAAGCCUGUAAAUGAGAAGGAAGCAGAAUCAGUAAAAAACAGCCCUGAAAAAGACAAAGGAAAAGUUGAUAUUCAAGCAUAUCUAAGUCAGUGGCAAGAUGAGCUUUUCAAAAAAGAAGAAAGCAUUAAGGAUUUACCAAGAAUGAAUCAGUCACAAUUUAUUCAGUUUUCAAAGACCCUAUAUAACUUAUUUCACGGGGACCCUGAAGAAGAGUCAUUAUAUCAAGCCAUUGCUGUUGUAACCAGCCUUUUGCUCAGGAUGGAAGAAGUUGGAAGGAAACUACAUAGCCCUACAUCAUCAGCCAAAGGAUUCUCUGGUACAGUCUGUGCUUCUGGAGAAUCCAGUGAGGAGAAAACAGAGAGCUGCGUGGAGAAAGAUCCCUCCUCUCUCAGGGAAGAACCUCAGUGGUCAUUUGCAUUCGAACAGAUUCUUGCCUCUUUGUUGAACGAACCAGCAUUGGUGAGAUUUUUUGAGAAACCCAUAGAUGUAAAAGCCAAACUAGAAAAUGCAAAAACCUCUCAUUUAAGUUCUAGAACCAAGAUGUAAAUAUCUUAACAGGAAUUGCCUAUCAUAGACAAGUUUACCAAGAUUCCUGUAGCUAUCCACUUGAUUCCUGGGAGUAGGGAUCAGGGAUUUAUCUUGUUACCCAUGUGUUUGAAGG